Melospiza melodia melodia is the source of this 2005-nucleotide messenger RNA. RefSeq names its product adrenoceptor alpha 2C (gene ADRA2C). NCBI's taxonomy places the organism in Eukaryota, Metazoa, Chordata, Aves, Passeriformes, Passerellidae. The record is from RefSeq and is a predicted model, not a curated record. Gene Ontology annotation, biological process: regulation of smooth muscle contraction; adenylate cyclase-activating adrenergic receptor signaling pathway; platelet activation. Gene Ontology annotation, cellular component: plasma membrane. The transcript has a single exon. Gene Ontology annotation, molecular function: epinephrine binding; alpha2-adrenergic receptor activity. The coding region runs from base 44 to 1378 and encodes 444 amino acids.
CUCCGCCGGGCUUUCUAGGACGCCGGCGCCCCGCACACCCACCAUGGAUCUGCUGCUGUUGGUGAACACGAGCCUGGGCUCCCCCAACGAGUCCCUGGCGCUGCCCCCCGCCUCGCCGUCCUCCUCGGCCCUCCUGCAGCCGCCCUCCCCCUACUCGCCGGCGGCCGUGGCCGGCCUGGCGGCGGUGGUGGGCUUCCUCAUCGUCUUCACCAUCGUGGGCAACGUGCUGGUGGUGAUAGCCGUGCUCACCAGCCGGGCGCUGAGAGCCCCCCAGAACCUCUUCCUGGUGUCCCUGGCCAGCGCGGACAUCCUGGUGGCUACCCUGGUCAUGCCUUUCUCCUUAGCCAACGAGCUUAUGAAUUACUGGUAUUUCGGCAAGGCUUGGUGUAACAUUUACCUGGCGCUGGACGUGCUGUUCUGUACCUCGUCCAUCGUCCACCUGUGCGCCAUCAGCCUCGACAGGUACUGGUCGGUCACACAGGCGGUGGAGUACAACCUCAAACGGACACCGCGGCGGAUCAAGGCCAUCAUCCUCACCGUGUGGCUCAUUUCAGCCAUCAUCUCCUUCCCGCCAUUGAUCUCCGUGUACCGGGACCCUGAAGGAGAUGUCUUUCCCCAGUGCAAGCUCAAUGACGAGACAUGGUACAUCCUUUCUUCUUGCAUCGGCUCUUUCUUUGCCCCCUGCCUCAUCAUGGUGUUGGUCUAUAUCCGCAUCUACCGCGUGGCCAAGCUAAGGACCAGGACCCUCUCUGAGAAGCGAACGAUGCCAGAGGGGUCCUCCCAGACUGAGAACGGCUUGAGCCGCGCUGCCGGCGGCUGCACGUCCCUGAGGAUGCAGCUGGGAGAGAACGGACAUUAUUCGGCGCACCACUGGCGCAAAGCCUCUGAGCUGGAGGACAUUGAGCUGGAGGAGAGCAGCACCUCAGAGAGCAGGCGGAGGCGGAGCCGGGAGGAGCGUCGCCGCAAGAGCAAGAGCCAGUCCUUCUCCUACUCGUACUCCUCCAAGCACUCCAGUGGCCGCCUGUCCCGUGCGAGCAAUCGCUCCAUGCAGUUCUUCUCCUACCGCCGCCGCCGGAAGCGUAGCAGCAUCUGCCGUAAGAAAGUUGCCCAGGCCCGGGAGAAACGCUUCACUUUUGUGCUGGCUGUGGUCAUGGGGGUCUUUGUAGUUUGCUGGUUUCCUUUUUUCUUCAGCUACAGCCUCUAUGGUAUUUGCCGGGAGGCAUGCGAGGUCCCCGAGACUCUCUUCAAGUUCUUCUUCUGGAUUGGGUAUUGCAAUAGCUCCCUCAACCCAGUCAUCUACACCAUCUUCAACCAGGACUUCCGCAGGUCCUUUAAACACAUUCUUUUUAAGAAGAAGAAGAAGAACUUCCGGCAUUGAGCUGGAGGGAUGGAUUUGCCUCGAGCAGGAGUAGAGUUAACAGAGAAGGCUCAAUGCUGGAAAAGAAGGGAGGGGAGAGGAGAACGUGGGGCUUGGGUUUAGGGAGCGGGAAGAGGGCUCGCCCCCUCGCAGGAGCAGGGGGAUGCUCUGGGGGACAGGGAUGGUGGCAGGAGAGGCUGAGGGCACUCACCACGGUACGGAAUGGUGACAUGGAGCUGGGGAGCAGUGCUGGAGUGUGGAGGGGUGAAGGGGGAGGGAGUGACUGUGUUCGAACCCUGACAGAGGGCACGGGGAGCCCACAGAGCAGAGUAGGCUGAGACACUGAGGUUGGGAGGCAGUGAGCUUUCAUGGGCUCUGGAAUUUUGUGGGGAAACAAAAGGAGACAUCAGAAGGAGAGGGUUAAGUGGCAGUGGUGGUGGAGAUUUGAGUAUGUAUAAAUAGGGCAUCUGGGGCCUAUGGUGGGUUUGUCCCAGUAAGAAAUUGGCUUUUACUGCUUGUGUGGGCAAGGAGAGUGCAAAGUACCAGGCACUGACAGUGUUUUGAGUUAUGAAAGGAUUUAAAUGUUUGCCAAAAAACCCUAAAGAACAAUCCAAACUCUUUUCUAAAUAAACCUUUGUACUGUUAAAA